GGGGUCGUCGCCGCGGACCGCAUCCGUCACCUCUUUCUAAGCUUGGCGCCUAUAAAUGGCCGGAUGCCCGUGAUCUUCCUCUCCACCACCCGCGCAUGUGGCAUGCAGUUGAUCCACGAUAGCUACUUUGUACGCAACGUGACAUUGCAAUGGACAUGAGCACUGCCAACACCGAUCUGCCUCCGUCUUCCGGCAAGACAAACUUCCUCAAGACUUGUUUCAAUGGAAUCAAUGCGCUCUCAGGGGUUGGGCUGCUCUCGAUUCCAUACGCACUGUCUCAGGGCGGAUGGCUGAGCCUGAUCGUCUUCAUGGCCAUCGCCGUCAUCUGCUUCUACACCGGGCUUCUCCUGCAGAGGUGCAUGGACUCCAGCUCGCUCGUCAACACCUACCCGGACAUCGGAGCCCACGCCUUCGGCCGGAAGGGCCGCGUCAUCGUCGCCACCUUCAUGCACCUCGAGCUCUACCUCGUCGCCAUCGACUUCCUCAUCCUGGAGGGGGACAACCUGCACAAGCUCUUCCCGGCGGCGAGCUUCCGGCUCGGCGCGCUCCGUGUCAGCGGGAAGCAGGCGUUCGUGCUGGCGGCCACGCUGGCCGUGCUGCCGACCACUUGGUUCAGCAGCCUCAACGUGCUCGCCUACGUCGCUGCCGGCGGUGCGCUGGCGUCCCUUCUUCUCAUCGCCGCCGUCUUGUGGGUCGGGGUGUUCGACGGCGUCGGGUUCCGCGAGAGGGGCAGGCUGGUGCGUUGGGACACCAUGCCCAGCGCCAUGAGCUUGUAUUCCUUCUGCUUCAGUGGCCAUGCCGUGUUUCCCAUGCUAUACACGGGGAUGAAAGACAGGAAGAGGUUCCCCAUGGUGCUGUCCCUGUGCUUCAUCGUGAGCACACUCAGCUACGGCCUGAUGGGCAUCGUCGGGUACCUGAUGUACGGCGACACGCUCAAAUCCCAGAUCACCCUCAACCUCCCGUCGGCGAGCGUGGCCGCCAAGGUGGCCAUAUACACGACGCUGGUGAACCCGCUGGCCAAGUACGCGCUGGUGGUCGCCCCCGUCGCCGAGGCCGCCGAGGGCGCGCUGGGCGUCGGCAAGAGCGCGCCGCUCCGCGCGCUCGUCAGGACGGUGCUCGUCGUCGGCACGGCUGUAGUCGCGCUGGCCGUGCCCUUUUUCGCCGACGUCGUGGGCCUCACAGGCGCUCUCCUCAGCUGCACGGCGACUAUGCUGCUGCCGUGCCUCUGCUACCUCAAGGUCCGGUCAAAGAUCGGCGGUGACAAGGGUAUGGGGCUGGAGACUGCAGCUUGCCUGGCCAUUGUCGCGAUUGGCACCGCGAUUGUUGGGCUGGGAACCUACAGUUCCGUGAAGCAAAUUGUACGCAAGUUAUGAUUAACACAAGCAAAACCUGGGGGGUGGGAGCUUACCGCGGUGAAAACUUACGGACUGGAGUUUUUCUACUAAUUCUCCUCUGAAUUUAGCUUGGGCCUUCUCCUCUUUCA
Molecule: messenger RNA, 1483 nt
Organism: Aegilops tauschii subsp. strangulata
Lineage: Eukaryota; Viridiplantae; Streptophyta; Magnoliopsida; Poales; Poaceae
Product: amino acid transporter AVT1I
Biological process (GO): amino acid transmembrane transport
Cellular component (GO): vacuolar membrane
Molecular function (GO): L-amino acid transmembrane transporter activity
Source: RefSeq, a predicted model, not a curated record